Pleurotus ostreatus (oyster mushroom) is the source of this 756-nucleotide messenger RNA. RefSeq names its product rRNA biogenesis protein rrp36 (gene RRP36). The transcript has 4 exons. Gene Ontology annotation, cellular component: nucleolus; 90S preribosome. The record is from RefSeq and is a predicted model, not a curated record. NCBI's taxonomy places the organism in Eukaryota, Fungi, Basidiomycota, Agaricomycetes, Agaricales, Pleurotaceae. Gene Ontology annotation, biological process: maturation of SSU-rRNA from tricistronic rRNA transcript (SSU-rRNA, 5.8S rRNA, LSU-rRNA). The coding region runs from base 1 to 756 and encodes 251 amino acids.
AUGCCACACGCCCCGAUACCCUCUACAAGCAAACUUACAAGACCGACACCUAAAGUAAUAGAUGCGAGAGAUGCAGAGGAGUCGGAGUCGGAGUCGGACGCAUCAGGCAGCGAAGACAAUGAUCAGGGCGACAAGGGUAGAGUAAAGAGAGUAAAGAGAUCUAACAAGCAUGCGCCAAUGGAGGUUACAUCCAAAAAGCCCGUCACUCGUCGACGGACAGUCGUUGAAACGAAGACCUUCCAAGCUCGGGAUCCUAGGUUCAUGCCUCUUGCAGGCGAAUUCUCUCAGGACAAGUUCCGAGAGCAGUAUAGUUUCCUGGCCGAAAACCAUGUGUCUGAGAUGCGGACGCUACGCGAUAAUCUGAAGAGGGCACGGAAGCGUUUGUCUUCGGCACCCCGCGAUCUCCGUGAAGAGUACGAGGCAGAGGUUGGCAGGUUGGAACUCGCACUUAAGAGGGCAGAGAGUUCUGUCAACAGGGACAAGCGAGAAAAGGCAGAGCAUGGUGCGCUAGCCAAGGUCAGCGAGGAAGAACGGGAGAAGCGGAAACAAGGAAAGGGAGGAUGGUGGAUGAAAGAAUCCGCCAAGAAGGAGCUCGUUGUACGUGCUCGGUAUGAAGCACUGGCUGCCGAGGGUGGCAAGCGUGCCGUGAAAAAGGCAAUCGAGAAAAAGCAACGUAAAAUCGGGCAGAAAGAGAAAAAGUCGCGGCCGUACGCUGCUGAGGAUGGCCGGCCCAGAAAAAGGCAAAAGAUGCAGUAA